Tachysurus vachellii is the source of this 1533-nucleotide messenger RNA. It is a transcript of the gene fam3a, whose product is annotated as FAM3 metabolism regulating signaling molecule A. The transcript has 10 exons. The record is from RefSeq and is a predicted model, not a curated record. Bases 341 to 1030 code for a protein of 229 amino acids. NCBI's taxonomy places the organism in Eukaryota, Metazoa, Chordata, Actinopteri, Siluriformes, Bagridae.
UAUUUCUCCGGCAACAAAACCCGGAAAAAAAAAACCCUUUCUCUCAGAUGCGAUGUAACAUUUGCUCUGUUUGCGCUAUCAUCCGAUACUUUAUCUCGAACAUUCAGAGUUGAAUCGAGGAUCAGGACGUUUGGUCUGUGGAUGGGGGCUUUAAAUCAGAUGUUUUGAUCAUGUGCGCGAGGUCACGGUUUCGGCGUAGAGGAAUCAGUCACGCGCGCGCUUCACUCCGUCUUUGCUGCUUCCCAGAAACUUCCUAACGGAAACAAAACAACGCCAAAACGUUUAACAUAUCAACGGAGGCUCGAUUUUUAAUCCUUUCACGAUCAAGAGUCCAGAGAUAAUGAGGCUGGCAGGACCACUGCGUGCAGUCGCUGUUGUGUUCCUUGUAGGCUUAACUUGGCUUCUGGCAAGUUCCAUACUAGGAGGAGAUGGAGGUUCAGUCAUGAACAUGUUCUUUCCCGGUGAAGAAGAGGAAAGCACUCCAGAACCAGUACAACUCAAGUACAAGUGCGGGCUCUCGGCCCCGUGUCCUCCGAAACACCUCGCAUUCCGUUUGGUGUCUGGAGCUGCAAAUGUUAUUGGACCCAAAUUCUGUUUGGAUGAUAAAAUGCUUAUCAGCAGUGUGAAGAACAAUGUUGGCAGAGGACUUAACAUCGCCUUAGUAAACGGGGUCACCGGAGAGCUUUUGGAAAUCAAAUCAUUUGACAUGUGGGAAGGAGAUGUAUCUGAUUUGUUGAAGUUUUUGCGACCUCUCCAUGAAGGAACCCUGGUGUUUGUGUCAUCCUUUGAUGAUCCAGCUUCCAAGUUGAACGAUGAGGCUCGGCGUCUGUUUGAGGAGCUGGGCAGCACGGCAAUCAAAGAGCUUGCGUUCAGGGAUAGCUGGGUGUUUGUGGGAGCCAAAGGAAUAGAAAACAAAAGCCCAUUUGAGCAGCGAAUGAAGAACAGCAAAAAUAGUAAUAAGUACGAGGGCUGGCCGGAGUCUUUAGAGAUGGAUGGCUGCGUUCCUUUACGCGCCCCACUAGAGAGCUAAUCUCUCGGACGAGCAACACACAAGGCUAUGAACUUGAGCACAGACUAAACUCUUGGAUAUCACUUCCUUAACAGUUUCCUUUUGAUGGAAAUAUUCCAAUAUAUUUCUUGUAAAAGUGAAUCAUGACUUUUUUUCUAUUAAGUAUGUGUAAUACUCAUUUAUGUAAAAGACUUAAAAAAGAAAAAACUGGCCAUUUUUGUACAUAAUGCAUUUAAUUCACCGUGUCACUACUCCAACCCUCCGUUAAAUAAUGGUACAUCAUGCUUUGUGGAUAAAUGUGUAAUAUUUAGAAACUUUUUUUUAGUAACUGUUAUUGUUAGGCAAUACUGAAUGCCUGUCUUUGUGUUAAGGUUUUAAUACAUUUUUGACAUUAUUUAAAUGAAGCUUGUCACACCGUUGCUGUGAAAGUCAUAUCAAACUUAUUUUAUAGUAAACAUAAGAAAAUGAGUGUGUGCUGUAUUUUAAGUAGAAUUGUUCAAAUAAAAUAUGAACAUGGUAUUACA